ACAAAAGUAUUGUUGCAAAGCUAAAAACUACGAGGAGCUUUCCUCCAUACGAAUCAAAGGAGGAGAGAGAGAGAGAGAGGAGACACAGACACAAAGGAAACGGAAAAAGCAACAAAAAGUAAUUAAAAAAAAGGUCUGUGCCUCCUCUGAUAUAUAAGAUAAUACCUAGUGUCUGAGACGAAAGAAAAAAAAUAACAACAUGGAUUAUGAAAACAACAGUUGGAUUUGGGAGGGGGUAAACUACUACCCUCGUGUGUUUGGGGGUCUAAUGGUUACAGCAGCCUUGUUGGGGUUGUCAAGCAGCUACUUUGGUGGGAUUGGGGUUCCUUCUUUGUCACUGCCAUGUUUUUGGUCUAAUUUGGGGAUUUUCCCCAAGAAGAAAUCGGGGAAGAGGCGCAUUCGGGUUUACAUGGAUGGCUGUUUCGAUCUGAUGCAUUAUGGUCAUGCCAAUGCACUCAGGCAAGCAAAGGCUCUAGGAGAUGAAUUGGUUGUGGGUCUUGUGAGUGAUGAGGAGAUCAUGGCCAAUAAAGGGCCACCCGUUUUGUCCAUGGAGGAGAGGCUGACCCUUGUCAGUGGAUUGAAGUGGGUGGAUGAGGUCAUAACUGAUGCUCCUUAUGCAAUUACUGAGAAAUUCUUGAAUCGUCUCUUUCAUGAAUACAAAAUUGACUAUGUCAUACAUGGCGAUGAUCCUUGCCUGCUUCCAGAUGGAACAGAUGCAUAUGCUGCAGCAAAGAAAGCUGGACGCUACAAGCAAAUUAAACGUACUGAAGGAGUUUCCAGUACAGAUAUCGUAGGAAGAAUAAUGACUUCUUUAAGAGAUCCAAAAAUUUGUGAAGAUCAUAAUGGCACCGAGGUAAAACCUCAAGAAAAAAACCAUUCAAAGGCUUCCCACAUAUCCCAAUUCCUUCCAACUUCCCGACGUAUUGUGCAGUUUUCAAAUGGCAAGGGUCCUAGACCAAACGCACGUAUUGUAUACAUUGAUGGGGCAUUUGAUCUCUUCCAUGCUGGCCAUGUUGAGAUACUUAAGAGGGCUAGGGAGCUUGGAGAUUUUCUUCUAGUUGGUAUCCACUCAGAUGAGACAGUGAGUGAGCAUAGAGGAAAUCACUAUCCAAUUAUGCAUCUGCAUGAGCGUAGCCUGAGCGUGUUAGCUUGCCGUUAUGUCGAUGAAGUUAUUAUUGGUUCACCUUGGGAAAUUACAAAAGACAUGAUCACAACUUUCGAUAUCUCAUUAGUUGUGCAUGGUACUGUUGCUGAGAAGUCAUUAAAUUGUGAAAUCGAUCCAUAUGAGGUCCCAAAGAGCAUCGGAAUAUUCCGCUUGCUUGAAAGCCCAAAAAAUAUUACUACUGCCACCGUAGCUCAUAGAAUAAUGGCUAAUCAUGAAGCUUACGUGAAACGCAAUGCUAAGAAAACUAGGAGUGAGCAGAGAUACUAUGAAGAGAAAAAAUACGUCUCUGGAGACUAGAGUGUAUAGAAUGAUCUUGAUCAUUAGUUUGGUUCUGCUCUUCAAGCUUGACCCUGUCAGAGAUGCUACAUACAGAAUGCAUCAUCCAUACAGACUUUGUGAAGGACAAAGAGUGCAGAGUUAUGACUAAUAGAGUAUCGUGGCCAUAACCCAGGAAUACUGAUGUACUUAAUGUCCUCAUUUUUUGUUUGUCAUCUUAACGGCACCCAUGUGGGUCGCCCAUCAGUUUUAUGCCAUUUGGUUUUUGCUGUGGUUUUGAUGUUUUUACUUAUUUAGUGCACUCCAGUAAGAGAUUCCUUACUCUGAUAGUAUAUUGUGAUUAUCAGAAGUUGUACGCAUCCCGAAUGGCUUUGCCUUUAUUUAUUCUGCUUUUAGCAGAAUUAUUAUUUGAUUUGGAGUGUGGAAAACCUCUUUCAUUGUUUCUUAUAGAUGAGUCAAUAAAAGAAAAUUAAAGUUUA
Messenger RNA from Cajanus cajan (pigeon pea), 1920 nucleotides. RefSeq names its product ethanolamine-phosphate cytidylyltransferase. Gene Ontology annotation, cellular component: cytoplasm. Gene Ontology annotation, biological process: phosphatidylethanolamine biosynthetic process. Gene Ontology annotation, molecular function: ethanolamine-phosphate cytidylyltransferase activity. NCBI's taxonomy places the organism in Eukaryota, Viridiplantae, Streptophyta, Magnoliopsida, Fabales, Fabaceae. The record is from RefSeq and is a predicted model, not a curated record.